GAUUCCCGUUUAACCGAGUUCCGUGCGUCCGCCUACUCCCGGGACCAGGGACCGCCGCGCAGUGAGCGAGCUGCGUCCAAGCCCACACCAUGAGUAACAUCUACAUCCAGGAACCGCCGACGAAUGGCAAGGUUUUAUUGAAAACGACAGCUGGAGAUAUUGAUAUUGAGCUAUGGUCAAAGGAAGCCCCCAAAGCAUGUCGGAACUUUAUUCAGCUUUGCAUGGAAGAUUAUUACAACAACACAAUAUUUCACAGGGUUGUACCUGAGUUUAUAGUGCAAGGAGGAGAUCCAACUGGUACUGGGUUAGGUGGAGAAUCUAUCUAUGGGGCCCCUUUCAAGGAUGAAUUCCACUCACGGUUGCGCUUUAUUCGGCGGGGACUGGUUGCCAUGGCAAACGCCGGGCCUCACGAUAAUGGCAGCCAGUUCUUCUUUACUUUGGCUCGGGCAGAUGAACUUAACAACAAGCACACCAUCUUUGGAAAGAUUACUGGAGAUACCAUAUAUAACAUGUUACGACUUACAGAGGUUGAAACUGAUGCAGAUGAAAGACCACUGAACCCACAUAAAAUAAAAAGUACUGAGGUUUUAUUUAAUCCUUUUGAUGACAUAAUUCCAAGAACCGGUAAAAAGCUGACGAAUGAGAAACCAGCUGAAGAAGCGAAGAAAGCAAAAUCCAAGGGCACAAAGAAUUUUAGCUUACUUUCAUUUGGAGAAGAAGCUGAAGAGGAAGAAGUAGAAGUCAACAGAGUUAGCCAGAAUAUGAAAGGAAAAAGCAAAAGCAGUCACGACUUGCUGAAAGACGAUCCACAUCUGAGCUCAGUUCCUGCCAUUGAAAGUGAAAAAGCAGAUGACAGUGAUAACUCAGAUGAGGGAGAAGAGGGUGCAUAUGGUGAGGAAGAUGAAGAAAUUGAUAGUGAUGAGAAGUAUCAGAUGAAAGAACGCAUUGUGAAGAAGUUAAAGAAAGAUGCUGAUCUAACAGCUCAAAAACCAACUAAAGAGAAGGAAGCGGAGAAGAAAAGUAGCCGCAGUGAGGACCUACGGAAGGAAGUGCGCCAGUUGAAACGUGAACUGUUAGCAGCAAAGCAAAAGAAAGAAGAAAAUGCCUCCAAACUAGAGGAGAAUAAAAUUGAAGAUGACAAAGCUGCCCCAAACAGCAUUGUUGCAGAAUAUCUGGAAGGAAAAAAGAAAUAUGAACAACUGAAACAGCAGCAGCCGAAGAAAGGACCUUCCCGUGAAGUUCAGACAUUGGCAUUGCUGGACAGAUUCAAAUCAAAACUGAACCAAGCAAUAGCAGAGACUCCUGAAAAUGAAGUGUCUGAACCUGAAGUGGAGGAUGAUGAAGGAUGGAUGUCACACGUGCUCCAUUUUGAAGAUAAAACCAGAAAGGUGAAAGAUGCAAGUGUGCAAGAUGAAGAUACUUUUGAAAUUUAUGAUCCUCGGAACCCAGUUAAUAAGAGACGAAGGGAAGAAAGCAAAAAGAUUCUGAGAGAGAAAAAGGCAAGGAGAUGAAAUGAAUGUAAAGUUUGCCAGAGCCAGCUUGGAAAAUGACUGCACAAAUGUUCUGGCUCUGUAGUAGCUGGUGUCCCAAAAUAUAUCACUUACAAGGUGUGAAAAGGAAUCUGGUGUCUAAUUUGGAAACAGUGCUAUCUGCUUUGUUUUGUGAAUUCUGAUG
Lacerta agilis (Sand lizard) is the source of this 1674-nucleotide messenger RNA. It is a transcript of the gene CWC27, whose product is annotated as CWC27 spliceosome associated cyclophilin. Gene Ontology annotation, cellular component: catalytic step 2 spliceosome. The record is from RefSeq and is a predicted model, not a curated record. The transcript has 15 exons. Gene Ontology annotation, molecular function: peptidyl-prolyl cis-trans isomerase activity. NCBI's taxonomy places the organism in Eukaryota, Metazoa, Chordata, Lepidosauria, Squamata, Lacertidae. Gene Ontology annotation, biological process: protein folding; protein peptidyl-prolyl isomerization. Bases 90 to 1511 code for a protein of 473 amino acids.